AUGCAACUUGUUGUUCUUCUUGACAUCGAACGACGACAUCCGACUAUCGAAAGUCAUCUCGGUGAUCGUGUACAGUAUUAUUUCAACCAAAACGAAUGCAUCCAGUAUGUACGAAAUCAAAUGGAAAAUUACGAACGAAUCGAUCUUUUUCUUUCUUCACAACAUAAGAACAUUAUCGGAAAUGAUUUAGUAUUAUUUUCUAAUAUCUUUUUUCACAUUUAUUAUCCAACUACGAAUUAUAUUUCUGAAAAUGGUGAAGAUUCGUGGAUGUGGAUUGAAAAAUUCGAAGAGGAUGUGUUAUGGGUGGAAAUUGGCUAUGCAAUAUAUCGGCAUGAUUGGAGAUCUUAUAUACGAAGCAAUUCUGCUGAAAACGCAUUCGAAUGUUUGAGAGGUACAUAUGGAAUACUACAGGACGAAGUACAGGCAAGAAAAUUUGGCAUAAUCGCUGUGUUGAUUUAUUAA
Messenger RNA from Adineta ricciae, 462 nucleotides. The record is from the annotation of a GenBank genome assembly. Lineage: Eukaryota; Metazoa; Rotifera; Eurotatoria; Adinetida; Adinetidae.